AUGGCAACUCGAUCGAAUUUCUACAAGAAUCCUUCAAUCUCUUACAACAAAAACUUAAGCCUCUCUUCCGUUCUUCAGAAUCUCCAUGCUUACAACAUCGCCACCGGCAACGUUACUUCCGACGACCAACCGCAUCCUGCUCCCACUCCCACUCCCACCGCCUCCGUCAAACGUCGCCGCCAUCCCCGCCCACCGCCAUCCCGUCACAAUCCCCAUAAGGAUGAGUUUGACGAAUUCCCUUCCUCUAUGUCUCACUAUGAUUAUAUUCAAAAGAGAAGGAAGGAAGUUGAUUCGUCUAAGAACUGUGACCGCGUUGAAUUAACUGAAGAUGUAUUGGGAAACCCUAAUUCUGCUGUCCCCUUGGUGGAUUAUGCAAGUGAUGAAAGUGCUUCUUCAGAAUGUGAAGAAACUCAUACUCUUCCAAAUUCUGGUCACAAACAAGAAUUUAAUGGAGUCAAAAGCAAAAAUGAGCAGCGUUUUCCUGUAUCUGGAGAACCUGUUUGUCUUAUAUGCGGAAGAUAUGGUGAAUAUAUAUGCAAUGAGACAGACGAUGAUGUCUGUAGCAUGGAGUGCAAAAAUGAACUCUUGGAAUUUCUUAAACUCAAUGAGGUUGAGGGAUCCUCCAAUGAACAAGCUAAAGAUUGCUCCUCAUCUGGAAUAAGGGAUGCCUUACCAGUUCCUGUCUUUAGUGAUGGUACUUGGGAUUACAAUCGGCAUCGCUGGUCAAAAACGAGAUCUAGUCUUUCCACAUAUGAAUGUUGGAAAUGUCAAAGACCUGGGCAUUUAGCUGAAGACUGUCUAGUAAAGAGUUGCAGUGAGACCACAGCAGGAGGAAGUAAUAGAUCUAGUUCCAUACCAAAGGAUCUUUUUGGAUUGUAUAGAAGAUGCCACCAGCUUGGUAAAGACUUGUUAGCUGCAAACUGUAAUGCAUGCCACAGCUCAUCAAAUUUGGCCACAUGCAUCGAUUGUAGUAUUGUUCUUUGUGAUGGGGCAGGUCACCUGGAUGAUCAUAUAAAAAAACACCCUUCCCAUCAAAAAUAUUACUCACACAAGCUAAAACGUCUGGUUAAAUGCUGCAAGUCAACUUGCAGGGUCACUGACAUCAAAGAUCUCUUGGUUUGUCACUAUUGCUUUGAUAAAGCCUUUGAAAAGUUCUAUGACAUGUAUACUGCAACAUGGAAAGGAGCUGGGUUUUCAAUUAUAUCAGGUUCUAUAUGCUGUGAAGAUCAUUUCAUGUGGCACAGGAUGAAUUGUUUGAAUGCAGAUGCAGAAGGAAGUUCAUAUAUUGUAAAAAACAAUGGCCUCAGAGGCAAACCUACGCAACUAAGUGAUUUCAUCUUUUGA
Molecule: messenger RNA, 1344 nt
Organism: Lathyrus sativus (Indian pea)
Lineage: Eukaryota; Viridiplantae; Streptophyta; Magnoliopsida; Fabales; Fabaceae
Source: the annotation of a GenBank genome assembly